AUGAAAGGCAAAAUCCCUGAAGUUCCUGUUCGACGAACAACAGCAGAUGGUACUGUAAUCCCUAUCAGGUUUGUAGACAAACCAUUUCCGUAUCACUAUGAACUCAAAGUCCGGAUCGAUUCUUGGAAUGACAUGGGUUGGGGACUCGGCCAUUUGGAAGACGACUCGGAAACUCUUCCCGAACAUCCUGAGAAUUGGGGUGUCAGGGUACCAAUGGUACUUCCUGGGGAGCUGGUGACCGUGAAGGUUUUUAAGAAUAUGGACGACUACAGCGAAGGCGACUUGGUCAAUGUAUUGGAGCCAUCUGAAGAUCGAAUUGAGCCUCAGUGUCCUUUGGCCGGAAAAUGUGGGGGAUGCCAAUUCCAACAUAUGAAGAUUGAAAAGCAACGAGAGUGGAAGUCCAAUUUUGUCACCAAGGGUCUGGUGGAACAUGAGAUCGAGGGAUACAAGGGUAUAGAUGACAUUAGUGCCAAACUUUUGCCUGUGGCUGGAACCGAUGAAAUCUAUGGUUACCGCAGCAAGAUCACACCCCACUACGAAGCCCCGACUAAAGUAGGAGACGACGAAUACGAAAUGGAAGAAAUUGGAUUCCAGCAAUUCAUGACAAAGCGAUUGGUGGAUGUGGAAGAAUGUCCCAUUGCCACACCAGCUAUCAAUGCCAAGUUUAAGGAGACGAGAGUCGAACUGCACAAACAAGCAAAGGAGGGGCUCUUGAACAAUCGAAAGAAACGCAAACGACAUCGUCGAUCUAGGAACAAGGAACUAGGAGCUACUCUCUUGUUCAGACAUGCCGAUGAUGAUGAAAAUGGGAAUCCAGUGGUUGUGACAGACAAUAAGGAAUACAUGACAACUACUGUCAAGGGAAUCAAGUUUCGCUAUGUUGCUGGCAACUUUUUCCAGAAUAACAAUUAUGUUCUACCUCUCAUGGUGGAUGGAGUUCUAUCAGCGGCUCUAAAACCCUCGGCUUCUGGGAAGGUACCAUCGCACCUGAUUGAUUGCUAUUGUGGGUCGGGUCUCUUUGCGUUGAGCGCAGCGUCCAACUUUCAAUUGUGUGUUGGAAUUGAGGUACAAGAGAAAGCCAUCGAGGAGGCAACCUUUAAUGCCGAAGCGAACAAUAUCAAAAACUGUCAAUUUGUUGCGGCCAGUGCGGAAGCAAUAUUCGCCAGUCCUCACAAAGUGAAAAUGGAAAAUGGCGAAGAGCAAAGCGUCAGCGAUUUCCCAAGAGACCAAACGGUCGUGGUUGUUGAUCCACCCCGAAAAGGAUGUUCUGGUGCAUUUUUGGAACAAUUGUAUGCAUACAGUCCCCAGCGAGUGGUAUACAUGAGUUGUGGACCAGCAACACAAGCGAGAGACGCAAAAGGACUCGUGGAGGUUGGGGGAUAUGAAAUCGUCUCCAUCCAACCGUUUGAUCUUUUCCCACAGACGAAACAUAUUGAGUGCCUCAUGGUUUUUGAGAAACGAUAA
Messenger RNA from Cylindrotheca closterium, 1464 nucleotides. The record is from the annotation of a GenBank genome assembly. NCBI's taxonomy places the organism in Eukaryota, Bacillariophyta, Bacillariophyceae, Bacillariales, Bacillariaceae.